This is a messenger RNA of Rotaria socialis, 1198 nucleotides long. The record is from the annotation of a GenBank genome assembly. Lineage: Eukaryota; Metazoa; Rotifera; Eurotatoria; Philodinida; Philodinidae.
AUGGCUUCAAUCUAUAUGCCCAUUAUGAUUCUACUACUGGCAUUAGUUGCUGUUCAAACAACUAGCACAAUGAUCGUAUCAUCAAUUGAUUCAGUUGAGGAGAUUGAUGAUGAUAUCACUAGCGGCAAGCACAUUCGUUUACGUCGAUCUGGUCCGUAUCUUACUUGGUGUUUACAAGCAUGCCAAGAAGGUCCAAAAUAUAUGGAAAAUUUCUGUCGAAGUUUACCUUCUGUCACACCGCUCUUGAAAAGAAUCCGUAGUCUAUGUUGGUCUGUCACUUAUUAUGCUGGUAAACCAAACGUUGUUAAUUAUUGUAAGGGAUUUUGUAAUAACAAUUUUUGAAACAAUUUAGAAGUGGAUAAACAACAGGUUCCUAUUAUCUAAUUCUCAAUUAAUUCAUAAUGUUUUAUUUCUUUUUUCGAAUAACUUUGUGUAUCUUUUACUUUCUUUUAUUAAUAAAGAAAAAGUGGAUUCAGAGUAUGCAAAUGAGAAGGAUGCAUAUUAGAACUGGGGAUAUUAUAAGUCCCAUGUUUUGGAAAUGUUAUCAAUCUUCAUAAAGCAAAUGGAUAAAAUUCGGAUUUUGUGUUUUGGGGUGUGGGUGUGGGUGAGCGUACAUCAAUUGAAAACAGACCGACCAGUGCCUUGAGGAAAGCACAAGUUCAAUCUGCUGGUCUCAACUUUUGUUUUUCAGCAGUCGACUAAGUCGAAAAUUUGAUUGAAUAUUAAGCAAAUGUGCUUUGAUUAAAAUAAUUGAAAAGAAAUGCAAAGUUGAUUUUACUGACGCGUUUCGUGUUAUUUUAUUUAAAAAUUGAAACACUCAUCAGGGUUCUGUAAUACAAUAUUAAGCACAAUCAAAUAUUGAAAUAAAUAAAACAAAGAAGGAAUACAAGCUAGUAUAGGAACUAUUUAAAUGUGCAAAUAUAACAGAGGACAACCUCAAAACACAGAUAUUUCUAUUUAGAAGGUAAUAAAGUAAGUUGAUCAAUACAUUUUGCUUGAUGAAGUUAUUUAAUGAGUCAAUUUUAGGGUAAUUGCGAUCUUAUUUUAUACGAAAUUGCGUGUACAUUGUAAUUUUGACCUGAUAAAAAUCAAAUAUAAUCUACCCCUCCCCCAUUUAUAGAUUACAUUUUCCUCUUGGUUUCAUUCUAGCGGAAAUUUGUUUUCCUCUUUCCGACGAAAAUGUAUUUCCAUUCUGCAU